This is a messenger RNA of Cladophialophora yegresii CBS 114405, 2124 nucleotides long. RefSeq lists its product as uncharacterized. The transcript is spliced from 3 exons. NCBI's taxonomy places the organism in Eukaryota, Fungi, Ascomycota, Eurotiomycetes, Chaetothyriales, Herpotrichiellaceae. The record is from RefSeq and is a predicted model, not a curated record. Bases 1 to 2124 code for a protein of 707 amino acids.
AUGGGGCUCCUCGAAGACUCACCAGUUGAGCCAGAAACGCCUCCUCCGAGCUGGUCUCCUGCAAAGUAUGAUAUCUGGAAGAAGCCGUCAAGAUGGCAGAUUUGCAUGCCCCGGCUGCGCACCGCGGCCAAGGUCGUCUGCACCUUUGUCGCCUUCAUCAUCGUAAUCAAGGUUAUGAAUGCAGCACCUCCACCUGCACCAUCGCAGCUAGACCCGGUUCCAGAAGUGGUAGCAGUCGAUGAGAUCACGGAGCCUCCUCCGCCUCCACCGCUAAAUGAGGAGGAAAUGAUGGACAUCACAAUGCAGAAUGCAAAGAAAGAGCAGUGGAUCUGGAAGGACUUCACCACGCAUGACGGUUUGACGCGUGGAACUUCACAUCUGCGUGCCUGUGAGACCGGGGAAGUUGACUGCAAGAACAAGAAUCCCCACCUCAUUCGCUACGACGGGUAUCGAAACUUCCAUGAACCUUUGGAUCAUCUCGUCUCCUGUGUCGGUCCGCGUGGUCUGCCGUUGAAUGAAAGCAAUGAAGAUGCAAUCUGGGCCUAUCCUGGUCAAGCUAACGGCGCUGUCGAACCUACUCUUGGAUCCUACGAAGCUUCCGGCCUGGACGGUACUGUAUCGUUCGACCGCGUUGGUCGCUUUCAAGCCUACGGAAUCGACCAAUGGGACGCUAAUGAUGUCGAGGAGAUGAAGACCAUGAGCGAUAUCGACUGGGAUGUGGUCGAUUGGGGCGAACUGCAAGACGAAUGUGUUGUUGCCAAUAAACAGCGCUUCCGUACCGUUAAGGAACGACCUGCAAACUCGAUCCAGUAUUCGAACCUCCGGCACAAGCACGAUCAGGCAUCAUCCAAAGCACUCUCCUCGACCUUGGAACCCGGUAUGGUCAAUAAAGCAAAGCGAACUGCGAUUCUCAUUCGUGUCUGGACUGGCGCGAAAUGGACAGCCGACGCAGUUAUGAACAUUCGUGCGAUGAUCGCAGAGGCAUCCUUGGCCAGUGGAGGGAAAUACCAAGUAUUCCUGCUCCUGCAUGUUAAAGAUGAAAGCGUUCCGCUCUUUGUCGGCGAAGAUGAACCCCAGGCCACCAUCAACAAGUACAUUCCGCCAGAAUUCCGCUCCAUCACAGAAGUGUGGAACCAUGCGCAGAUUCGAAGCCUGUAUUCCAACCUGGCUGAGCAUGCCUUUGUCGGACGCUCGCCGUGGAUGAUCAUCCAGUGGUUUGCACGCAACCACCCCGAAUUCGACUUUUUCUACCAGUGGGAAUUCGAUGUUCGCUACACCGGCCACUACCUCGAUUUCUUUGAAGCCGUCGAGAACUUCGGACGGGAGCAACCACGGAGAGGCAUCUGGGAGCGAGCAGGCCGAGUGUAUAUACCAUCAGUCCACGGUGAUUUCGACACCGACUUUCGCAAUUCCACCAGAGAGGAGGAUCCUCACCAUGUUUGGGGCCCAGUCUCCGUUGAAGGAGUCAGACCUCGUGGUCCAAAGGCACCCAAAGAGGAGGAAGACGACUAUGAGUGGGGAGUAGGUGAAGACGCGGAUUGGAUCGGAUUUCUCCCUAGCUUCAAUGUGACAGGCACCGGCUGGUGGUUCCGCAACUACCUCUGGGGUUACGCUCAAGGAUCAUCGACCCCGAGACGAGCCACUCUCAUCGCCCAAGGCCGAGUUAGUCGACGAGUUCUGGACAUCAUGAAUUAUGAGAACGCCGAGAACGGACACCACAUCGAUGCAGAGAUGUUCCCUCAGACAAUGUGUCUCCAUCACGGGCUCAAAUCCACCACAUUCCCUCACCCCAUCUUCGCUGACCGGCACUGGCCGGCCGACGCCUUGCAGUCUACAUUCAAUGGCGGACCGUUUGGACAGGCUGGUGGUUACUGGAACAGCACCUUCAGCAAAUGGAACGAAUACGCCUGGACUAACAUGACCUGGUAUUACAGCUCCGCCCAGGCCAUGCCCAUCUACCAACGAUUACUAGGCAUCACUGCUCUUGAAAGUGGUGGACAGGAGUGGGAGGAUGUCUACGGCAGGACCGUCGUCCGCCCGAUGCUGCUUCAUCCUGUCAAGGGUGCGAAGACAUGGCAAUGGACCGGCCAGGAUGGAUGGCUGCAGUCCAAGGGACGACGGUGA